Penicillium taxi is the source of this 1374-nucleotide messenger RNA. RefSeq lists its product as uncharacterized. The transcript has 4 exons. The record is from RefSeq and is a predicted model, not a curated record. The coding region runs from base 1 to 1374 and encodes 457 amino acids. Lineage: Eukaryota; Fungi; Ascomycota; Eurotiomycetes; Eurotiales; Aspergillaceae.
AUGGCUUUUGAACGUAUGGCUCAUAUCUACCGGUCAUGUUUGUUCCAGAUUAUUGUUGUUGGACUGGUAGCAUUUUGCGAACCUGGAAUUUGGACUGCUCUCAACAAUCUUGGAGCAGGAGGUAAUGCUAGUCCCCAACUAAACAAUGCCGCCAAUGCCUUGACUUAUGGACUCAUGUCUGUGGGUUGCUUUCUUGCCGGUGGUGUCACAAACAAGAUCACUGCAAAAUGGACCUUGUUCAUUGGAGCUGCAUUUUAUACUCCUUAUGCAGCUGGUCUCUACUGCAACAACCGUUAUAACAAUGAAUGGUUUCUUCUGCUUGCUGCUGCUCUUUGUGGAAUUGGGGCGUCUCUUCUAUGGGCCAGUGAGGCCGCCAUUGCGGUUGGAUACCCAGAAGAAGAGAAAAGAGGAAAGUACGUUGGAAUUUGGAUGGGUAUUCGACAAAUGGGACCUCUUGUUGGAGGAGCUAUAUCCCUCGCUCUUAACAUCAACAUCGCACACACCGGCAAGGUCACAUACAAAACAUACCUUGGACUUGUUGCUAUCUCAGCCCUUGGAGCCCCAUUCGCACUUCUCUUGUCCCAGCCACAAAAAGUUAUCAGAAGUGAUGGCACCAAAAUCCCUUAUAUGAAGAAGACAAAUUUCUCUAUUGAGGCUCGUGCCAUCUGGAAGCAGCUUAAGAAUAAAAAUAUGCUUCUUCUGAUCCCGAUCUUCCUCGCUGGACAGUUUGGUCAAACCUAUCAGUCAAACUAUCUUACAACAUACUUCACUGUUCGCUCCAGAGCCCUUGCAUCCUUCCUCACAGCUGUAGUUGGCGCCGCAGCAAACAUCUCAACUGGCAUCAUCCUGGAUCUGAAGUAUUUCUCUAAACGAACCAGGUCUAAGAUUGUGUGGGUAGUCGUUCUAGUCUUCGUCACGGCCUCUUGGUCAUGGAAUGCCGCGACUGAGACAAAACUAUCCAAAAUGACCGAAACACCCUCUCUCGACCUGGGCGACGGUAACUUCUUCAACUCAGCUUUUACUGUCUAUAUAAUGUUCCGGUUCUUCUACGAGAUGCUGCAGACAUACAUCUACUGGUUGAUGGCUGAGAUCAAGGGAGCACAGGCAGACGGCGAUGUCGCGAGAACAACCGGAAUCCUGAGAUCAUGGGAGUCUAUAGGCAGCACAAUAGCCUACGCGGUUGGCACAACCAACUGGGGCAACUUGAACCAGAUGAUACUGGGAUUUGCACUAUGGGGUUUCACUAUCCCAUUCACAACCAUUGCGGUUUUCGGCAAUAUGGCCCAACUUGACACGUUUGAUGUGGAGGACCAAGCAAGCAGCAGCAAUCUCGAGACUGAAGGGGUGAUUGUCGGUCCUGAAGGGAAAGAUUAG